Molecule: messenger RNA, 1617 nt
Organism: Penicillium taxi
Lineage: Eukaryota; Fungi; Ascomycota; Eurotiomycetes; Eurotiales; Aspergillaceae
Product: putative RNA export mediator Gle1
Exons: 2
Coding region: 1-1617 (538 amino acids)
Biological process (GO): regulation of translational initiation; poly(A)+ mRNA export from nucleus; regulation of translational termination
Cellular component (GO): nuclear pore; cytoplasm; nuclear pore cytoplasmic filaments
Molecular function (GO): inositol hexakisphosphate binding; translation initiation factor binding; phospholipid binding
Source: RefSeq, a predicted model, not a curated record
AUGACAAUCCGACAUAUCCACCGUCCUCCUAUGGACAGUCCGUCCAAACAGCUAUUUCUCGAGCUCGCACGUGAUCUUGAGCGCGUUCGUAUCUUCGAUGAGGACCUCAAGAAGGUCAAAGCAUAUGAGCGCAAGGCAUACUAUGACAACCUUGAUCGUCUCGACGAGGAAAAUGCACGUGCACAUACUGCAGCUCUAGAUGCAGUAGUCGCGCUUCACGACCAAGUCCGACACCAGGCAGAACAAGUCCUGGAAGAGCAUAACCGAGUGGAAGAAGCAGAGCGUCAACGCAAGCAAGAGGCCGCCCGCAAAGAACAAGAGCGUAUUGAGCGUGAGGAGGCCAAGAAGUUGCGACUCCAACAAGAAAAAGCUGCACGCAUCGAAGCUGAGCGCAAGGCGAAGGAAGAAGCCGAAAAGAAAAAGGCUGAAGAGGCUGAACGAGUGCGGCUGGCCGCCCAACAAGCUAAGGAACAAGAAGCCCAAGAAGAGCGCGAGCGAGUAGAGGCCGAGAAACGUCAACAAGAGGAACAAGCUAAGAAGGCACAACAAGAAGCUCAGCAAAAGGCGCAGGAACAACAGCAACUCGCCCAGAAAAAGCAGCAACUCGCUGAUGAGAAACUACGUGCUGAAAAUCAGAAAGAAGUUGGCGGUACUCGCUUGUCAAAUGACGAGAUACGAGCACAAGAGCGAUAUGUUCAACUGCACAAAGAUUUGAAAGCCAUGCGUGCCAACAUGGACAGUCUCGGAAAGCAGAACCCAGAUUUCAAAAAAUUCAAGGGUGAUUUGCGCCGUUCUAUCACCAAGUUUGUUGGUCAACUUCGAGAGGGUAAGGGUGCAAACAAAGUUCAGACAGCGGAAAUUCGAUCGCUACUUGAGAAAGCCUGCAAGUUUUCAGAGCCCAGCCUAGACAUUCGUCCUUUCAUCGCGUUCCCACCCGAAGAAAUUGCAAACACAGAGAACAGGGUUCCCGCUCUCCUUAUAUUUGGUCUGAAUAUUCUUGCCAAAUGCAUCAUCAAUGCUCUUCUUAACGAGGCUAGCAUCAAUCCUUUGCACGCUGAGCCUGUCGGCGUCCUUGCAGCCCAGAUCUUCUCCACAGAUACAUUCAUCUACAAGGGUAUUCCCAUGUCAGAUAUUCUAUGGGCAAAGUAUCGAGUGGUGUGCCCUGCUCUUUGGGGUUUCACCGGCAGUGACAAGACAGCGGCAGGUCGACGUGCUCUCGGUUGGUGGCGUGAGACACCAGAUGGCCCGUUUGUCAAGGAGCAAACUCAUGUGGAUCGAAUGACUGCUUUAGGUGCUGGAUUCUCAGCAUUGACACUUCGUGACUUUGGCAAAACCACACGCCAAAACCCCUUCCCCAAUCAUAUUUUCUGGGUGUCCCUUCAAAAACUGCUGUCGAUUCCCACCUCUGAGUUGCAGGAGACUCACAUUAUUCUCCUGCACUCAAUGCUCCACCACUCAAGCGAGAGAGUCCUCAGCUUUUUCGGUCAGUUUGGUCUGGCCAUUCUUCGCAAGGCCAUCGUGGACUUGCCUCGAGAGGUGGAGCAGAAGUCCAUGCCAUUAGGACAGUUGAAGCUCCUACGAGAGGUUUAUUUGAAGGAGAAGAACAUUUUGCUGUAA